AUGGCUGCGAUUGAGAGCUUCGACAACAUCUAUCUAGAUCUUUCCAAGGAGAACGGGAAAUGCAGAUUUGCCGAAAAUGGUCUAGGAUGGAAGCCGGCAGGCGGCGGUGAAGCCUUCACGCUGGACCAGAGCAACAUCAGCGGUGCGCAAUGGAGCCGAGCUUCAAAGGGCUAUGAGGUCAAAAUACAGCAAAGGAGCUCGGGAAUCAUCCAGCUGGACGGAUUCCAGCAAGAAGACUAUGAGCGUCUCAGCAAGAUCUUCAAGAAUUGGUACAGCCAUAACCUCGAGAACAAGGAGCACUCUGUGCGCGGGUGGAAUUGGGGCAAGGCUGAAUUCACCAAGGCCGAGCUCAUUUUUAAUGUGCAAAACCGCCCCGCCUUUGAGAUCCCGUACUCCGAAAUAUCCAACACGAAUCUGGCAGGCCGGAACGAGAUCUCCAUCGAUUUCUCUCUGAACGAAGACGCCAAGACGAACGGCAAGGGUCCGAUAAAGGGCAAUAAGGCUGCCGCGGGGAAAGACCAGUUGAUGGAGAUGCGCUUCUACGUACCUGGCACGACAACGAAGAAGGAGGCCGACGGAGAUGAGGCCGGUAGCGGUGCUGAGGAGGAGAAGAAUGCGGUCACGCUCUUCUAUGACACGCUCAUGGAGAAGGCCGAAAUUGGGGAGUCGGCUGGCGACACUAUUGCCACCUUUUUGGAUGUGCUACAUCUGACACCAAGAGGCCGGUUCGAUAUCGACAUGUACGACUCAUCUUUCCGGCUGCGUGGAAAGACGUACGACUACAAGAUCCAGUAUGACGCAAUCAAGAAAUUUAUGGUGCUCCCCAAGCCAGACGAGAUGCAUUUCAUGCUUUGCAUUGGCCUAGACCCUCCUCUGCGACAGGGCCAGACGCGGUAUCCCUUUGUUGUCAUGCAAUUUAAGCGUGAUGAAGAGGUGACGCUGGACCUUAACUUGUCGGAGGAGGAGCUGGAGAGCAGAUACAAAGACAAGCUGCAAUCACACUACGAGCAGCCUCUGCACCAAGUCGUGACGUACAUCUUCCGAGGCCUGGCCAAUAAGAAGGUGACCACUCCUGCAAAGGACUUUACUACUCACCGGCAGCAGUUUGGCAUCAAGUGCUCGAUCAAAGCAAGCGAGGGAUUCCUGUACUGCCUGGAGAAGGCAUUCAUGUUUGUGCCAAAACCAGCUACAUACAUCUCGUAUGAGCAAACACAGUCCGUCACCUUUUCACGGGUCGGUGGCGCUGUAUCUACGCUCUCAACCUUUGACAUCACGGUGCACCUAAAGAGCGGUGCAGGAUCUUCACAGUUUAGCAACAUCAACCGAGAAGACCUCAAAGCCUUGGAAGAUUUCUUCAAGCUGAAGGGUCUCCGCGUUAAGAACGAGAUCGACGAGGAUGCAAACUUGAUGGCGGCUGCCCUGCGCGACCAGGAUAUUGAUAGUUCUGACGACGAGCCCGGAGCAGCCAAGGCGGACCGCGGAUCUGCCGAUGAGGAUGAGGAGAGCGUUGACGAGGAUUUCCAGGCCGAAUCAGAGAGCGAUGUAGCCGAGGAAUACGACUCGAAUCACGAAAGCUCUGGUACUGGCAGCGAUUCGGACGCCGAAAGUGAUGUGGAUAACGAAGUGGAUGACGAAGAUAAAGAGCUGGACGGAGAGGAGGAGGAAGAGGAGCGGCCAAAGAAGAAGAAGCGGACAUGA
Messenger RNA from Grosmannia clavigera kw1407, 1698 nucleotides. RefSeq names its product structure-specific recognition protein. Lineage: Eukaryota; Fungi; Ascomycota; Sordariomycetes; Ophiostomatales; Ophiostomataceae. Gene Ontology annotation, cellular component: FACT complex; nucleus. Gene Ontology annotation, molecular function: nucleosome binding; histone binding; DNA binding. The record is from RefSeq and is a predicted model, not a curated record. The transcript is spliced from 5 exons. The coding region runs from base 1 to 1698 and encodes 565 amino acids.